Molecule: messenger RNA, 3954 nt
Organism: Fusarium poae
Lineage: Eukaryota; Fungi; Ascomycota; Sordariomycetes; Hypocreales; Nectriaceae
Exons: 6
Coding region: 1-3954 (1317 amino acids)
Source: RefSeq, a predicted model, not a curated record
AUGGCGAGCGCACAGGAGGCAGAAGAGAUCAUCCAAAGCCUGAGCGGCCACAGUGCUCUGCUGGGAAAACACGUUGAGAAAAGCGCAAAGAGACUGUUGUACGAACUUCUCCGGUACGCCAACGAUAAAACCUUUACCAGAGCCAAGGCAGAAGACAACUCUCCAUUCAUCACCUUCAAGAUCUAUCCCGACAGAAUUGUUUCCGACUGCAAUAGCGACGCCCUGACCAAAGAAGACCUCCGAGCUAUUUGCCAGCCAGCCAACAAAGAAAAAAUAAACAAAGCCAACUUCAAAACAAUCGUCGCCGCUACCAAGAGGACUCACAUCCAGUCCGGGAAUUUCUCGUUCGAACUCCAGCACAAUACCUCCGAUCAUGACAUUAGCGACAUUAUGAGACCUACCUGGGUAACUCCCGCCCAAACCGUCCCUGAUAACGUCACACGCAUCACCCUCUAUCUUCACGAUCAAGGCAGAAAGGACGAGAUCCAGGGUUUAAGAGAGAUCAUCAUAUCUCAAUUCCAACGCCUUGGGCCGGAAUCUAUCCUUUUCUUGAAAAAUAUACUGUCUAUCAAGGUAGAGUCCCGUCAGCUUGUGGACAUACCUCGAUCCAGGCAUUUCGAAAAGGAAACUAUCGACGAAUACCGAGUGUCUGUGAAAGUCACCACUGUUGAGCGGAAACACAGUGAAGAGGAUAUACAUACUGAACUUUUCCAUGUGACGGGGAGGUCGCAGCCAUCAACUGGUUUGACAGCGAAUCUUACGUUGGCCUUUCCCUUAACGACUGAUUUCGAGGUUAAAAUAAAACUCGGUCCAUUGAAAAAGUUCAAUAUUGACCCACUGGACGAAUGUAGGAUUAAGUUCCACAUUCACACAGACAAUGAUAUCGACAAUGACGAGUAUAGUUACAUUAUGCCUAGAUUCUUCAGAAGCCUAGACUUUGAACAUGACGUCGCAGAUUUAUUCAUCAAGGCUAUUUUGCAGUUCUCCGAGCACCCAACUCUUCGGUACGGCUGGCCGAGGUUCCUCCCCGGCAUGUACCCAGAUUCCAUCUUUCUUCAUGAUAUUAUCCGAGAUUGGAUAUCCCAGAAUCCUGUGUUCUUAUCAAGACACACGAAACAAUGGCGUCUUCUCCAUCACCUUGCUUCACCAGGCCCUGAUGCUCAAGACGACGCUGGAAACCCGUUGCUGGACGAUGAGAUUAAUGACCUGUUUCUUUCGAGCAAGUAUCCUCCAGAGGUGACCCAGAUCUUGAGAGACUAUGGACUCGCAGAUCUUAGCAACGCUCAAUGUCUUGAUCUGCUGAAAGCUCAUCUUACCCAUUCCAAUUUGCGUUGGCAUAAGAAAAGUUGGACCAAAGAGUGGCACACUGCUUUGGCUAAACUCAUUUCGAAACUUCUCGAUGAUGAUGAGUAUUCAGAAAAGGUCAAAUCACUUCGUAUCUUACAACUUGAAGAUGGCAGUUUGGUAUCAGCAGUCUCUCAACCAGUCUAUUUCCCCUCAACGGGAACCUUUCUAAUCCCUGAGACUCUAGACUUGGCAUUUAUCAGGGAAUCUAGAAGUCAUGGACGUUACCCAAAAGCACUAUAUCAGCGGCUUGGGGUCAUGGAGGCGUCUAUUGUCCAGGUGAGAGAAUUGAUCUUUGAGACAUUUUCUAAAGAACUUUCACUCGAUGAUAUCAAAAGUUACCUUCAUUAUCUAUACCUCACCCAUCAUUCUUUCAAAACCAUGGACGAACAGCAGUACAGCGCAGUGAGGGUUAUGAAUAUGGAUAAGAAGAUGAUGAAGCCUCGCGAUAACAUCAUUUACUUGCCAGGAACGGAACAUCCUUAUACUCCACAGAGUCUCCUUGGAAUGGGCAUGUUUGGGUUGAGCCAUCCGAUCGACUACUUACACCCAUACCUUCUUGAGAAUGCACCAAACCAACCUGAAGUCUUUCAUGUACCCUGGAGGAAGUGGUUGUGUGAUUGCCUUGGUCUGAAGGACAGACUAAGUCUGAUUGCUGAUCAGCCAUCUGAACCCGGGACCGAAAAGACGGAACUGUUGUCUGAGAGCUGUAAAUAUGUUCUCAAGAAUCGACCAGACAGAUUUCUGGGGUGGAUUCAACACAUUUGGGCUUUUGAGGGGUCUCAAAUCACGGAAAAUCAAGCCCUGUUAUCAGAGAUUCGAGAACUCCGUGCAGAAGGCCUCUGCGGCUUGGACCGUCCUAUGCUUCUUGACGACACAUGGCUCCCCCAUCCAAAUCUCAAAGAUACUGUGGCCCGUUAUAUGAAAUAUCCCGAAACCUUUCCGUUCCUGAAACUUGGAGAAGACAAAUAUGAGGGUCUGGCUAUCACUACCAAAUGGUCGUUUCUCACACAGCACUUUGGCGUCAAACAGGACCAGGAUCUGGAUUUUUUUACUACAAUUCUGGAUUCUAUUAAGCGCUCGCGCAAGACGAUCACAGCUUCGCAGGUGAAAAACAUUUACGAGUUAUAUUCUGUCAUAAAAACAAGGUUUCUGGUCUGCUCUGACGACGAAAAGCGGCGCGCAGUGAGCUUCUUCAGAAAUUCGGGUAUUUUAUACGGAGAUAGUAGAGUACCCUGGAACGGCACCUUCUGUUGUCACUGGAAAGCGCCUAAUAAUACAAUGAAUCGGCGUUCUCUCAAGAGUUUUUACGAAAGAAACGUUCUUGACAAGAAGACUUUGCAAGAUAUUUCGCAUUUAUUCCGUGUCGUAUUAAGCAUACCAGAUGCCACCGCGGGAGAUUUGGUGGAGGAAUUGCGUGUUCUGCGAGGCGAUGGCUGUAAGAACAUAGCUCGGAUUACGAAAAUUUACAACUAUUUGGACAAGGAGAUAAAUUCAUCACCUGAAUUGAGGACUGCCUUUGGCGAAGACAGAGUUAUCUUAUUGCACAAUGAUAAAGAUUCGAAAUGGCUUCCCGUCAAGGAAUGUUUCUGGUCUGAGUCAGAAAUCACACCGACAAACUGUAGCCUUAAGAAAUGCUACCCGGGCUUAAAGAACUUCUUUGUCGACAAACUGGGUAUCCGAAUAUCUUCUUACGACAAACUCGUUUAUUCCACUUCAACCGAUGUGGAAGAAGUGAAGACAACCAUAUUAUCAUUCAUGGAUCAAGCAAAGUUUCUCCACAAAUACCCAUCAGAACUAAUGAAGGCAGCAAAGAUCUUCCCCGUGCAACGCCCUACUGGGGAGGGUCAGCCGCCGAGUCCCGUUGAACUAUGCUCUCUUGACACAGAGUUUGCUAUUGGGGACCGCGAGUACUUAAGGAAGGCAAUGCAGUCUAGCAUCAAGAUGCUAAGCUUCGACGUCACAGAGGUGAGACGGCUACAGCCUCUUUUUAAGUGGCUCGGGAUUGAGAAUCGAUACCUCUCUGUACUGGUGGAAGAGAGAUUGAAUGCUACUUCGCGAUACACUUACGAAGAAUUGAAACUAGGUUCCAAGGCAUAUCACAUUGCUCGUGUUGCUGAAGCAUUCAACCACUACGGGUCCUUCAAAGAUGCAUUCUCGUUAUAUCAGAAACUACGGACAGCAAAAUUUGUGAAAAUCGAUUCCAUCUUGACAUAUAUGGUAGUAGUCCAAGAUGAUGAGAGAAUCAAGUCAAAGGGUUCGCCAAAGACGCUUGCGCAUAUCUCCUCCGAUUUCGACGGAGAUAUCACUAUUUAUGUGGACUACAACGACAACAACAAGCAGCUGUGCCUUUUCUCGGUGUUGCCUAGGAAGAUACAACAAUGGCUGAUGCAAGACAAAGGGCGAAGUUGCGAUUUCGAAGUCACCAACGCCCUAACUUUGAUCUUUGCUAGUGAUGUCGCCAUCUUGGAUGAGGUUCUCGAAGAUCAAGGUAUAGUCAAAGUCUCUUUCGAGAAUCUUGACAACGAUGAGGUAACGACCAAUGGAGGGGCAUAUCAAUCGCUGGUGAAGGCAGAGGAGCCUGUUACUUUGACCAUACGGGAACGAUAG